Molecule: messenger RNA, 7280 nt
Organism: Anopheles merus
Lineage: Eukaryota; Metazoa; Arthropoda; Insecta; Diptera; Culicidae
Product: longitudinals lacking protein-like
Exons: 8
Coding region: 367-3954 (1195 amino acids)
Biological process (GO): regulation of transcription by RNA polymerase II
Cellular component (GO): nucleus
Molecular function (GO): protein binding
Source: RefSeq, a predicted model, not a curated record
GUGUGAGUGUGCGCGCGCCCGUGCGCCCGUGUACGUGAGUGUGUAUGUAAGCUAGCGAGCAGCGCUGUAGAUUAUAUUUGCAAGCAGAGAGCGAGAGUAGUAGUGUUGUGUGCCAAACCACACGACACCACACACAUGAUAUUGUAUUAUUGGAGUAAGCAGCAGCAGCGGUAGCGGGCCAGUGUUUGAGGGAAGCGCGCAGCAACCCCAAGCGAUCGUAUGCGAUACCUUAACGCGUGAGGGGUAAAACAGAGCCUUUUCCUCCACCAUCGCGUUCUGUGUGAACCGACACGCAUAAACAAGACAAACAAAAUCUACACAACAUAAAACAAACACACAGUCCACGGUCGAAGGAAGGCUCACACCAUGGACGAUGAUCAGCAGUUCUGUCUUCGAUGGAACAAUCACCAGAGUACGCUCAUCUCGGUGUUCGACACACUGCUGGAGAAUGGUACACUGGUCGAUUGUACGUUGGCGGCCGAGGGAAAAUUGCUGAAGGCACACAAAGUCGUUCUGUCGGCAUGCAGUCCCUACUUUGCGACCAUACUCUCCCAGCAGUACGACAAGCAUCCAAUCUUCAUACUCAAAGAUGUGAAAUUUCAAGAACUGCGCGCCAUGAUGGACUACAUGUAUCGUGGCGAGGUAAACAUCUCCCAGGACCAGCUGGCCGCCCUGCUGAAGGCGGCCGAGUCGCUGCAGAUCAAGGGUCUGUCCGACAAUCGCAGCAGCUCGUCGUCCGGGACUGCCGCAGCAGGAGGCGGCGUGCACCAGAAGCAAAGCGAUGCGCCCGCCGCAAAAACUCUACAGCCUCCCGUACCUGCCAGCAAGGCAUCAGGUCUGACGAUCGAGAACAAACGGUCCCUCAAGUCCGAGUUGCUCGAGUCUGAUGUGUCCGGUUCGCGAGAAGGUUCAACUAGUCCCACGUCGCGAAAGCGUAAAAAAGUUCGCCGACGAAGCGUAGAUACGAACAACCUACUAAUAGAUAAUCAUGACCAGCAUUCAAAUUCCUCAUCACAUUCAAUGCACACCGCUGGUGGCGCUAACGUGGCUGCAGCCGUAGCCGCCGCCGGCGCUCCAGCCACCAACGUCGCCUCGUCUCUUUCCUCAGCAUCAUCCACGGCCGCUGCUGGCAGCAACACCAGCGCUAACGUGCUGUCCGUUGCCGCCGUGGCCGCUGCCGCCGUUCUCAAAAAGACUGAAACCGUUCAACAGGCAGCCGCGGAAACACUGAAGCUACAGAAGCAGCAGGCUGCCGCGGCUGCGGCCGCCGCCGCCGCCGCUGCACAGUCUUCUGACGAUGAGGAACGAUGCGGACCGGGCAGUGUGGCCACUGGCACCGAGCACGACGACGGUAACGAUCUUUCGGACAAUGAGCACGAUGGCGACGGCGGUUCUUCGGUGAAGUCUGGUUCGCGGCACCACCACCUUCGGGAUGGUAGCCGACGCGGCAAAACGUCCACCUCGUCGAUGGGCGAAAUGAUGAUCGAACCGAAAAGCGAGUACGAAGACGUGCAGGACGAGAAUGUGGAGGAUUUGACAAUGGACGAUGAAGAUCUAAUGGACGAACUGGACCAGGCCGGACCGAGCCACGGUGGCGAUGUAUCUAGUCAAGGGUUUGCACAAUGGCCGAUGGAACGUGAGCAAAACGAAGCGUUUAUUGCCGCUCAGGACGCUGUUGGUGGACAACAUCGAGACGCACAAGGCACCAAACGCAAAGUCGUGAUACUGACAUCGAAGCGCACGGCCAGCUCUGCCUUGGGUGACAACGGAAAUGGUGCUGCUUCUACCGGUGGUGGGAAUGUGACGGGAAGCAAAAAGAUCAAAACUAUUACGGUCACAACGGCCGAACCGGCCCUGCUGGUGGAGGAAAAUGAUAUCCCCAUCAUUACGCACCACGAAGAGCUGCGAUUGCGCCAGUCGGAUAGGCAGCAGCUGCAGCAGCAGCAGCAAAGUACGAUGAUCGUAAGCGGUGCUGUGUGCGGUGACGCUACGGGUGCAGGUAGUGCCGGUUCCUCCGCCGGCACAACCAUGACCAUAACGGCGACGCUGGCCGCCGAGGCAAGCGGUGACGAAGCGACACCAACCACGCUGAUCACUCACGCAACGCCGGUCGUACUGAACGAUUGUUUGCUGGAGAGCAAAAACAUCGUGGUGACCAAAAAGGAUAACAACUACAUCCUGUUCACGGCCGAUCCUUCUUCGCCGGAACCACCGACCACCAGCGGGGGCACGGCAGUAAUGCUACCCAUGCGUGGCGCGACGCUUGUCGCGACUGGAGGUGGAACGGCAGGGGGUGGUGGCAACUCGACCACCACCACCACCACCACUGCCACCAUAAUCGAUGCCAUGCGGAUAGAGGAUCUGUUGAAGAAGGAGAAGAUUAUCAAACAGACGGAGCUGCAUCCGGAUGGCACCACGGCGACGACGUACAUAUUCGAUGAGUGCGAUAUCCUUCCGCUCAAAACGACGACGGGAUCUAUUGCGAAAGGAAACAUAACGCUAGCAUCCGGAACAGUCGGUACGGCGAUGGUUGGCAAGAGAGUGUCGGGAGGUAAUGCUUCGUCACCGUCCGGUGGUACCAUAUCGGGAGCGUCGCUCGUUAAUACUGCCGGUGGAACCAUUGUAACGCCGGUUUCGAUACAGAAGGUGGACGCAUCGUCUAGCGAGCUUAUUGUACCGACGGUGGUGAAGAGCGAAGCUGCCAGUGGUGUGCGAAAACUGUCUACCAGUGCACUUGCUCCGGCCAAAACAUUCACCCAUCCCCGGAUCAAGUAUUCGCGGGCUAAGAACCCUUACAGCACUCCUGCCAACACUGGUAUAACGACUUCCACGAUAACGAUGCCUAUCCUGACCAUUCCCACGGUCACACCUUCGUCCGCUAGCUCCGGUAGCAGCGCCACGAUACAGGUGCAGGAAGUAGCGCAGCAGCUAGCUCCACCAACGGCUACCGUGGCCGGAACCGAGCGACAGUUGUUGAACUUUUCGCUGUCACGUAAACUGGGAUCGUCAGGGCAACAGUCCCAGCAGCACGUCACGAUCACUGGCGCAGGACCUCCCGGCCUGACGACGAUCAAUGCUUCGACCCUACAGCAGAUCCCGAUAGCUGCAGCCAUAAGUGGUGCUAAUGCACGCGGCGGCUCGGUGACUACCCGCUACACGGUGAACGAAUACGAAACGUCGGGCUCUAACACGUCCCAGAGCGCUGACUUCCCGCCUGGAAUGAUCGACGAUCUCGAUUACUCGGUAAUAGAGGACAUUGAUCUGUCCGAUGGGGUGUCGACCAAUUUCAGCAACGUGGUCGCUGCCGCCGCGGCAGCCAUGAAUGUAGUCUCCUCUGGUCAGCAGCAACAGCAGCAGCAACAACAACAACAGCAACAGCAACAGCAACAACAGCAAACGACGACCAUAGCGGGAAGCAAAAUGUCAUCGGACGUGGAUAACAAUGGAUCUCAAAGUGACGACGAUGAUGGUGAUAUGAUGGACGAGGGCGGAGAUGAGGGUAGUGGCGAUCUGGGGCACGAUGACGACGGCGAACACAUCACAAAGUACAACACGAAGAUGCUGAAGCUGAAGAAGGACAGUGGACCGAUGGCUGGGGCAAAGCUGCUGAACGCAUCGGUUGGCGACAGCAAGUAUGCGCUGCUAGCGAAUCCAAACAUUAUGCGAAAUUUCGAAUACACGGUAAAUGAGUCGACCGGGGUAAGUGAUACGGAUGACGGCGAGGUCCGCCAGUAUGUGUGCAGACACUGUGGGAAGCGAUACCGCUGGAAGUCAACUUUGCGGCGUCACGAAAAUGUCGAGUGCGGUGGCAAGGAAGCGUCGCACCAGUGUCCCUACUGCAGCUACAAGGCGAAACAGCGCGGCAAUCUCGGUGUGCACAUACGCAAGCAUCAUUCGGAGAUGCCGCAGCUGGAGAGCCGCCGUAGGUCAAACAAGUCGCGCCAUUCGAUGUAACUGAUGAGUUCAUAAUUUUGAUCUUUCUCUUUUUCUCAUAGCAGUACCCCAGUGAUUUGUGUGACAUUUCUGCUUAACUAAACACUUUCAGGAUCUCUAUUAACCUACCCUUGCCUACAAACACAGUAUCCUGUGUCUGUAGAAACCUGAUACAUUGUGGAGUAUGGCAUUAUUUGUUUUUUUUUUAUGUCCAAUUCUUUUAAUUGGAACCAAUUCUAUUGGUUUUAUGAGCAACAGAAGUUGAAAGAAGUCACUGAUAUUGCCGGGAACAUGAGUGGUGGAAUGAGUGGAAGAUGAGAUAUUCCCAUGAGUGGUGUACAGGCAGGCCUCGGCCGACAACGGUUGCUGCGCUAAAGAAAAAGACAAAGAAGAAGAUGAAAGAUGGCUUGCGAUUUUUGGCAAAUUGCCAAGAUUUGAAAGGUAACAAACUGUUACGGCCAUCAGGACUUAGUAUUGCACCUUUCUCCUCAUCAAUUAGGAGGAUUAAAUGAUUGUUUUUUUUUUGUUACUAUAUUGGAUUGUUGAAUCCUAAAGUGUAUUCUUGGACUCAAUCAUAUUUUAUCGACUUAGAUUUCGAUUCUAGUCAACUGUCAUCGAUGCCUGUUUAGACAGGUAGAUUGUAAAAAUAAGCAAGUUGAUACAUAUCAGAUCCUUAUUAGUGACAUUGAUAUAUUGGGACGAUAUUUGGUCCAUACAUGUGGAGAUCGUCUAAGCUACCCUAUUUGUCAGAUUGUUAGCUUGAAUGCUUCUUAACAAGGACCUUCUUGCCAAGAACUGAUUGCAAGCAUGCCUAUAAUUGAAAUGGAUGCUUAGAAGAUGGUAAUGAGGCAAACAUUGCAGUUGUUUUUUUUAACGAGUUUACGAAACAGCCUCUAUAACUACUUCGAGGUAUGUUCAACAUAUUUUAUGAUGAUGGUCAUGGUGAUAAUGCAUUGGUCAUGAUUAUUCAUUCAUUAGACGUGCUACAAUAUUAAAGCGUGUUAGAUCAAUGUGUUUGCUCCAAGAAAUAGUUAUUUCUUGUAAAGUAAAGCCAAAUUUUCUUAGGAACUCUACAAAAUACACAUGUCGCUGUUGGUUUUAUUUAUAUGUUUCCGUCGUAUUUGAUUGCCAGUAACUCCGUUGUCUUAUCUAUCUAUCUAUAUUACACCUAAACUUUAGUACAGUCGUCAUGCCGAUCAGUGUAAUGGUUUGAAGAAGCUUGAGAUCCAUCCUUUGCCAUCCUUAAAAGCGUUUUUUUAAAAAGCGACAGAGCCAAAUUAUAGCGACUGCCCAUGUCCCCGUCUGUGUGCUGGUUUGAUGCUCCUUUUGAGGAGAGUAUUUUUGACCGGCCGGGUCAGAGUCGCGUGCUACAUUUAAAACAAGAAAAUGUUUUCUUUAAAAUUAGCGGUUAAGAUUUUACAUAAUUUAAGUAAUGUGUACCGUUUGCUAUUAUUCAUAUGUUUGAUAUAUAUACGUAUAAACAAGUGUGUAUGUGUGAGUGUAGUGUGCGCUAUUGUACUAAUGACAAAGGGAUUCAAACACUUUCCUUUUUUAACUAUAUCAUUUUGCAUUCGCCAUUUCGUUUUCAUGACAUAUAAUGGUGGUCGUAGGUGGGCGUUGAUGCUUUGCACUCUCCCCUGCCUGUCUACCCCAUUCGGAGUGAAAAACACAAUGUUUUCUUACAAACAAGAUUUAAUAAAAAUAGCGUGUAAUCUACAUUGAAUUAUAGCCUCUCCUAAGUAAUUUUCGUGUGUUGCAUUACAUCAUCAUGCAUUUUAAACUGUUGCUUUUGGAGGAAUAGAAUGGUCUUAAUUAUCGUUAUACGAUACAUAUGAUUGCUGAAAUUUCAUCACACUGAGUUGAAACGUGUGCUGCUGCUACUAUGCUAGUGUUACUUAUCAUUAAAGGGGCACAACUGAACAUUGCAAACUGCUUCCAACAUGCAUUUUAAGCAAAUAUUAUACAACGCAUUGCAAAAAAAUGCAUUGAGCAAAACUUAAAACUAAUUUUUGUUUGAUUCUCAUUUAGUAUUGAUGGAAAUUAACAACUGUGCAUUUUUUAAAUUAAGUUUGUUUCAUUUAUGCAGAAUUCACAAUUUUUUUUUUAAUUUACCCGGAUUGAUUUCAUAUUGCUGACCAUUCACCGGCACAGUGUGUGAGGUAUCAUUGUGUGGAUUAAGGCUACUCUCGAAAAGAAAAGUGGAACAAAAAGAUCGUCGCGGUGUAGUUAAUGUUGAAGCAUACAAAUUAGAUUCUAGUAUUCAACUCCUGCGUGUGUCGUCCGGUAGAUUAGAGAUGGUGCCGUGUAGUGCGCAGAACCAGAGAACAAAAAUAUUUACGAAGCGUCAGUUAAGAAGACGAGGAAAACAAAAAGAAACCAGUUUAGUGUGUGAAAACGUUAUAUACAAAGCUAAAACAAAAAGAAAACCCCUUUGUGAUGGAGGUGAUUACACAAAACACAUCAAAUGUUUGAAAACGAUAUUUUGGCCGAAGCAAAACCAUGUGUGUGAGUUCAAAUGGCAAAUGGAACCAGUUAUUAGGCUUAAACAAGGAUUACAGAGAGGAGUAAAACGUAAUACGCAAAUUAAAAAUCAGUUGUUAGAUUCACACACACACACACACACAAAAAAGCGCAUUAAAGUUAAGAGUUUUAUAGAGUGUCAAUGUUUGUUCUCUCUCUCCCCCUCUCUCUCUAUCGUGAUGCUUAUAAGAACAACGUAUAGAGUGCUACAUGAAGCGAUCAAACAGAAACUUAUUUUGUGUAUAGAGAGCGAGUGUCGUCGUGCGUACAUCUACAUUUUAUAUAUGAAAACACAGAAAACAAACAGCAAAACGAAGCCAAAAAUAAUGACGCGGAGUGUAGUCGUGUGUGCGUGUGGUGUAGCCAGAACAAAACACACGGGCUUACGAAUGAAUUGAUUAAAAAUGUGCAAAUAGUUGUAAUAAUAACGGUAAACCAUGCCCAGAAGAAUAGAGCUAUUUUAAAAUCAUACUAUUUUAGCGAAGUAAAAUGCCCAAUUGCAAGAUGUUCACGGAGUAAAAACGCGUAGGGGGAACCAUGUAAUUGGGAUGCAAUACUAAAAUCAUGUACACCCCCGCGCCCACAUCCAUCUUUACACCCACAAAAACAGCUCGAUCGGGACUACAAAACUAAAAGCAAGAUAGGGUUAAACUGAAGAGCAAAUAACAUAUAAACAAAAGGAAGCGAAAUCAUCAGGAGCUGUAGAGGAAGGCAGGGCAAGUAAAACACAAACAAUCGUAUGAAAAAGGAACAAAUAUUUGCGUAAGGCUCAACACAUAUGCAAAACAAAACAUUAAAAAAAACGCAAAAUGAGUUAUAAGAACCAA